AUGAGCAGAAGGCGGAGUAAGGAAGCAGAAUUCUACAAUUCGCCGAAUAAUAAUAUUUUAAUUUUCAAGACCCGACGUUUCACCUGGAAUGCGAUGCGUGCGGCUCAACGUCAAGGUCGAGCCAUCGUGUUUGCAACUGAUUCGGCGGAGGAAUGCGAAGUUUUGUGUGAUCGGGUCGGCAUUGUUUAUAGUGGGAGGUUGCUAACAGUUGCUACUGUGCAGCAACUGAAGAGGAGCGUAACCAAUAUGAAUUCAGAUAUAGGAAAUUUUGUCGUCAUCGAAUUGUGCCCUGCGACAGCAUACGACAAAAGCGAGGUUAUCGACACCAUAAGAAGAGCUUUCCCGCAUGCAUCUUCGCUCCCAAACACGUCUUCCUGUCCUCAGAUGCUGAGAUGGAAAAUACCUUUCCCUAAGGAAGCGAGUACAACACAAUAUCUUGACCUUCUCAAAGAGGUCAUACGAUUACUUCCACUUCGAGAGAGCUCUAUUAUACGCGCGCCAUUGGAUAUCGUUGCGCAAAAUGUUUCCGACGCCUUAUCUGAAAAGAGCAAUUCAGAAAAGAAAAAUUAG
Molecule: messenger RNA, 570 nt
Organism: Cooperia oncophora
Lineage: Eukaryota; Metazoa; Nematoda; Chromadorea; Rhabditida; Trichostrongylidae
Source: the annotation of a GenBank genome assembly